Juglans regia (Persian walnut) is the source of this 1763-nucleotide messenger RNA. RefSeq names its product probable receptor-like protein kinase At5g59700. Gene Ontology annotation, biological process: protein phosphorylation. Gene Ontology annotation, molecular function: ATP binding; protein kinase activity. Lineage: Eukaryota; Viridiplantae; Streptophyta; Magnoliopsida; Fagales; Juglandaceae. The record is from RefSeq and is a predicted model, not a curated record. The transcript has 6 exons. Bases 407 to 1471 code for a protein of 354 amino acids.
GGCUGCGGCAUUGAAAAGCUAACUAGUGGAGCCGGUGGGUGCUCUGACUAUGCGGUCAAAGAUGUAAAUAUUAAGCUACGAAAUAGGUUGAAAAAUUUAGGUGAAGGCUGUGAAGGUUUGGAUUUGGAUGGAAAAUCUGGUCAGGCUUGCAGUGAAUGUUUUAGAAGGUGGAAAGAAAUAGGCGCAGCAUCAGAUAAUGGAAGAGAAUCAAUGAAGGAUGAAGCCGAUGUUUGCAGGUUUGCAGUUUUGGUAGCAUUAACAAGCAGUAGGAUAGAUGAUGAGAAAUGGGUCAACACGACCUAUGAUUGCCUCGGAGGGCAGGAUGUUUCCAUAGGUGAAGUGGUUCGAAAAUUGAUGCCUAAAACUCUGGUUCCUUUCUCUUUUCCAAUUCAUUAAAGAACCAUCAAUGUAUCGUCACACCCUUCUUGCUCAAGUCCACCUAAUCUCACUCUUUUCUUCUGCAGAUGGAGAGGAAGGCACGGCUAGCAGUGGUAUCAAGUCCAGCAUAGGUCUCUCAAUCCUAGUAGUUGGCAUAGUGGGAAUCACAGUAAUAGUUCUCGUAGCAACAUUCACCUGGUUUAGAUCGAGGACUAGAGAAAGUUUCGCAACAGGAAAUGAUUGUGCAUCCCCAAGCUCGAUGACAACUCAUUUGAAAUCAUCAAAUGAUUCACUCUCUGAGGAGUCCGCCUGUCUUAAGUUGCCAGUUAAGGAAAUUUAUUCAGCAACAAACAAUCUAUGUGCAUCAAAUUUUAUUGGCCAAGGCAUAGCUGGAAAAGUAUACAAAGGUAUUCUCUCAAAUGGUCAGCAUGUAGCAGUCAAGCACAUAAUCAAUGACGGGUAUAUGGAUACAUUCGUUCGGGAAGUCACAAGCCUUUCUCAUGUCGGACAUCCAAACCUUGUAGCAUUGCUCGGCUGUUGUGAGAAUGAAGAUGAAUGCUUCCUAGUUUAUGAGCUGUGCCACAAUGGGAACCUCUCAGAGUGGCUAUUUGGUAAAAUGAAGGUCCUCUCAUGGAUGCAAAGAGUUGAGAUCGCAAUUGAUAGUGCUAGGGGUCUCUGGUUUCUCCACACUUAUCCAGAAGGCUGCAUUGUUCACCGUGAUAUCAAGCCAGCGAACAUUCUCCUCAAUGCUAACUUUGAAGCAAGACUCUCAGAUUUUGGGUUAUCUAAAGUUAUGGACGUGGAUCAGUCCCAUGUGAGCUCAGAAGUGAGAGGGACAUUCGGUUAUGUCGAUCCUGAAUACCGUAAAAACCACCAUGUAAAUGCUUCAGGUGAUGUUUACAGUUUUGGGAUAGUGCUACUGCAGCUUCUCUCAGGGAAGAGGGUCAUUAAUCUAGAUUUAACCAGACCAAUGCCUCUAUAUAAAAUGGUGAGAAACAACAUUCUAUCAACUAGAUUUCUAAAUCUUUUUGACUCGUCAGAAGACGGGUCAUCGUUACUGGGCUCUGUUUCUCCUUCCCGGAUUGUCAUAUAGUAACAACCAAUGUUGCUCUUGACCACUCAAAACCUUUGGCCUUGUUUUUCCAACCACUAAUUUACUACACACCAUUUGCAUGUCUUUGGUUCGCAGGCUAGAUCCCUCACAAGAGGUGGUGACAUAACAGAAUUUGCUGAUCCCAAGCUUAAUGGGGAGUACUCAGAGGAAGCCUUUGGGCUUAUACUGAAGCUAGCAUUGUCGUGCACAGGGCUUAAGCAGCAAAGACCAUCAAUAGAGCAAGUGGUUUCAGGACUUGAAGAGGCACUCGAAAUCUCAAAGCAAGUCAAGU